AUGUUUGGUUCUGGAGAACUUGAGCAAAUUCCUUUUUUCAAUCCCGAGGAAGAGGGCGGCGGCGAGGUCACGUUGCCGCGCCCCAUCCCGCUGCAGCAGCAGCAGCAGCAGCAGCAAAUGCAGGUCGUGAGGGCCUGCAGCGGGGCGCUGCACACUGUGCUGCUGCUCGCCGAUGGCCGCUGCUGCUCCUUCGGGUGUAACGACGAGGGAGCUCUGGGCAGGCACUGCAAAGACGUGCCUCCAAAUGAGCCAGGAGUGCUUGACCUGGCCGACGUUGCUGCUGUGGCUUGUGGGGACUCCCACUCUGCAUUCUUGACGCGGCAGGGGGAGCUGCUGCUGUGCGGAUCUUACCGGGCCUGCGGCGAAGACCACACAGCAGCACUGGAGGCGGGCGGGGAGGCCAUGUGGCUGUGGGGCAGCAACGACUUUGGGCAGCUAGCAGUUCGUUCUGCUGCUGCUGCUGCUUCUGCUGCUGCAGCAGCAGUGCUGGACGCCAGCAGCGACGCAGCCACGACAGCAGCAGCUGCUGCUGGGGCUGCAGCAACCGACGAGGCGCUGCAGGAGAAACGAGCGCUACUCAAACCUUCCAGAAGAUCAGUAGAAAGGCAAGUCUUUUAA
Molecule: messenger RNA, 618 nt
Organism: Eimeria tenella
Lineage: Eukaryota; Apicomplexa; Conoidasida; Eucoccidiorida; Eimeriidae
Product: regulator of chromosome condensation, putative
Exons: 3
Coding region: 1-618 (205 amino acids)
Cellular component (GO): cytoplasm
Molecular function (GO): guanyl-nucleotide exchange factor activity
Source: RefSeq, a predicted model, not a curated record